Scatophagus argus is the source of this 1483-nucleotide messenger RNA. RefSeq lists its product as uncharacterized. The record is from RefSeq and is a predicted model, not a curated record. The coding region runs from base 81 to 1028 and encodes 315 amino acids. Gene Ontology annotation, biological process: generation of catalytic spliceosome for second transesterification step. NCBI's taxonomy places the organism in Eukaryota, Metazoa, Chordata, Actinopteri, Scatophagidae. The transcript is spliced from 5 exons.
GUCAUGUGACGCGGCUACUUGUGUCACGUGACGUUGUUUUGCUUGACCCGCGGGCUAGCAGACUCUAAAGUGAAGUUGAAAUGGCGAGAAACGAAGAGAAGCAGCAAGGGAGACUGAACAGACUCUGGCUUCAGAAAGAGAGAGCGGAGGGACGUCUCAAAGAUGUACACGAGCAGAGACCCAAACUGUCUACUCUUAAUUCAGCUUCCUCUGUGAAGAAAUGGAUCCCCAGCAUCAAGAAUGAAAUAGAAUAUUAUUUGCAGCAGUCCCAGCUGUCUCACUACCCAGAGAGGAAGAUAGCUGAGUUCCAGCUGCACAUUGAGGCUUUAGAAAAGGAGUACAAAAGCUUUGUCUCCAAGCUACGAGUUCUUGACCCCUCCUGCAAACAUAAGCCAUGGACUCCACGAGCCUACUGCAAAAGGAGGGCAGACACACUAGAGCCUUCAAUUAUAGCAAAAAACCUUCGGCCCUGUGAGUCACACAACAGGAGCAGACAGCGGAGUGGAGGUGAGAGUGACUUGGCCUGCAGUUGGGCAGGAUGUUGCAAAACCUCAGAGAGACAAGCACCUGUCAGACAUUCAGAAUCCAGCCUUCAAACCCCCGCCGCCAUCCCCAUCAGCCCCAUCUUAGAAACCCCAGAGAUUGUCUGUGCAGACCAGGACCAGCCCCUCUCCUUCGACCAUACAAGACUAGCGGUGGCCGCUGCUGCGUUCAGAGGCCCGUCAGUUCUGCAUGGCUCCUCUCAAACACAGAGCCUGGCCAGGGUGCUGCAGUCUGGCCUUCCAAAUCUUGUUAAUGCUUCAUUAAGGCAGACAUUUUCAGCCCAGAGCAGACACACAGAACAUGAUGUGUCAACAAUGAGAUCUGUUGUUGGACAGAAAAAUGCCCUCCAAGACUGUAAGUCAGACUGUGAAGUGGUGGAGACGACACCUGGGAAAUCAUCCACCUCGGGGACAACAGAGGAGAGGAUGGGUCAUGUCCUGGGACUAGACUAUUACUCUUCUUCUGACGAGGAGUGUGACACGUGAUGUUUUUUGAUCGUGAAAUGUAACGGUCCACGUUUUUCUGCAUUUCCAAUUACAAUCAAGUAUUUUAUAGAUCUUCUGAAGAUUUGUAAGUGGUGUCAUAUGGACAAAAUUAAUAUUGUGAUGGUUAUGAUGGCAUGUCUGAGAAUCACAUGUGAAAAAAGCAUGUGUCUGUUUUUGAUGUCAUGACAGAUUUUAGUAAUUGGGAUAAUACAAUAUGAAAACGUAAAAAAGAGCUGAAUGUUGGUAUUUAAUUAAAAAUCCAGUCAUUAGUUAAGGGGAAGAGUUUCAAGUUUCAAGAAAGGCAUGAGUAAUGUUGUUCAUUUCAUGGUGAGAAAUUCAUUGCAAUUUUCAGGCUUUACUCCAUUUGUGUAAUCAGUCAUCCUGACCACAACUACCUCCAUUAUGCAACAGAAAGAAAAGAGAUCGUGUGAGAAAGACAGUAAUUGAUCGAACUA